Messenger RNA from Schizosaccharomyces osmophilus, 273 nucleotides. It is a transcript of the gene dpm3, whose product is annotated as dolichol-phosphate mannosyltransferase subunit 3. The transcript has 2 exons. Gene Ontology annotation, cellular component: endoplasmic reticulum membrane; dolichol-phosphate-mannose synthase complex. Gene Ontology annotation, biological process: GPI anchor biosynthetic process. The record is from RefSeq and is a predicted model, not a curated record. Bases 1 to 273 code for a protein of 90 amino acids. NCBI's taxonomy places the organism in Eukaryota, Fungi, Ascomycota, Schizosaccharomycetes, Schizosaccharomycetales, Schizosaccharomycetaceae.
AUGCAGAGAAUUCAAAAGAUUAUACUGUACUACGUUUUACUCACAAUCUUGUACCGCGUAACGUACUUAUUUGAUUUGGAAGAACCAUGGUCGAGUUUGCGUCCCUAUACACCUUAUUUAUUUAUUCUGGCAUUUGGCUCUUAUUUAGGUGUUACAUUGUUGUAUAACGUUGCUACGACUCACGAUAAACCUCAAGCUUAUGUGGACUUAGUCAAUGAUAUUAAAGAAGCACAAGAUGCUCUUAAAACCAAAGGUUUUGUUACUGAGGAAUAA